Molecule: messenger RNA, 5829 nt
Organism: Danio rerio (zebrafish)
Lineage: Eukaryota; Metazoa; Chordata; Actinopteri; Cypriniformes; Danionidae
Source: RefSeq, a predicted model, not a curated record
CCGCCCUCGCGGUGACCUCACGGCUGACGACACACCGCCUCUACUGCCGUUUUUUGACUUUUAAAACCUACACCGGGGUAAAAUCAGACAUGUAACACCACUGACUGUAAUGAAAGUCUUAUAUAGGCCUGCAGAGAAUCAGAAAUGUGUAGUUCGUGCGCGUCCGUUAGCUGAAGGAUGAUGAUGGUGGUGAUGUUUUCUGCUGGUGCUUUUAGCUUGCGUGCUAAUGUUAGCGCUCCUCAUUCAGUGUUUCUCUAUGUGUGAAUUGCUAACAUAACAGCCCGCAGCCUUGGAUUCACUUCGAUCUCUUUUACCGCAGGAUAAUCAUUGCUAACUCUGAACUUGUGGGCAUCUGGGGAUUAUUGUGACCCAUCUUAGAGAGGGAGAGGAUGAUGAUGAGUGUCUGUGAGGAGCAGGAAGAGGGCUGUGAGGCUGGAUAUUACCAGCUCUAACCUUCAGUUUGACCUCUGCCGGGACUCUGUGAGUGGCUGACAGCUGUCUGUAGUGAACAUGUCUGUGCACGAGGACUUGGAUCACCCUCGCUUUUUUGUUGGAGCUGAUGACGGCGAGGGAGAUGAACUGCUGGAUCCAGGCAGAGUCCUCGGCUAUGAUUGUCUGUAUGAGAACGUGGAAGAAGAGGAUGAAGAGAGAGAUGAUGCAGAAUAUGAUUCGCCCCCAGAGAGACAGAUAGUGGUGGGUAUCUGUGCCAUGUCCAAGAAGUCAAAGUCCAAACCUAUGAAGGAGAUUCUGGAGAGACUGAGUCUGUUCAAAUACAUCACUGUGGUUACGUUUGAAGAGGAAGUCAUUCUGAAUGAGACGGUGGAAAACUGGCCGCUCUGUGAUUGUCUCAUUUCUUUCCAUUCCAAAGGUUUCCCACUUGAUAAGGCUGUGGCUUAUGAGAAGCUGAGGAAUCCAUUUGUCAUCAAUGAUCUGGAUCUUCAGUACUACAUUCAGGAUAGGAGGGAGGUGUAUCGGAUCCUGAAGGAUGAGGGAAUACAACUCCCCCGAUUUGCAGUUCUGAACAGAGAUCCUGCCCGACCAGAAGAAUGUAACCUGGUGGAGGGAGAGGACCAUGUGGAGGUGAAUGGGGAGAUUUUCCAGAAGCCUUUUGUUGAGAAGCCAGUGAGUGCCGAAGACCACAAUGUCUACAUCUACUACCCAACAUCUGCAGGCGGAGGCAGUCAGCGGCUCUUCCGCAAGAUUGGCAGCAGAAGUAGUGUCUAUUCUCCUGAGAGUAAUGUCAGAAAGACUGGAUCCUACAUUUAUGAGGAGUUCAUGCCUACUGAUGGAACGGAUGUGAAGGUGUAUACUGUAGGUCCUGACUACGCACAUGCAGAGGCCCGUAAAUCCCCUGCGCUGGAUGGGAAGGUGGAACGAGACAGCGAGGGGAAAGAAGUACGGUAUCCAGUCAUCCUCAAUGCCAGAGAGAAACUCAUCGCAUGGAAAGUCUGCUUGGCUUUUAAGCAAACUGUGUGUGGAUUUGACCUGCUUCGUGCCAAUGGCCAGUCGUACGUCUGUGACGUAAAUGGCUUCAGCUUUGUCAAGAACUCCAUGAAGUACUAUGAUGACUGUGCAAAAAUUCUGGGGAAUAUCAUCAUGAGAGAAUUGGCUCCACAGUUCCAGAUCCCGUGGUCUAUUCCUUUAGAAGCCGAGGACAUUCCUAUAGUUCCCACAACCUCUGGAACCAUGAUGGAGUUGAGGUGUGUUAUUGCUGUGAUUCGACAUGGUGACAGAACGCCCAAACAGAAGAUGAAAAUGGAGGUUCGACAUCAGAGAUUUUUUGACCUCUUUGAAAAGUGUGAAGGUUACAAAAGUGGAAAGCUGAAAUUAAAGAAACCAAAGCAACUUCAAGAAGUAUUGGACAUCGCCAGGCAACUGUUGGUAGAACUUGGCCAAAAUAAUGACUCUGAAAUUGAGGAGAGUAAAGCUAAGCUUGAACAGCUCAAAACAGUCCUUGAAAUGUAUGGUCAUUUCUCUGGGAUCAAUCGCAAGGUUCAGUUAACAUAUCUGCCACAUGGUUGUCCUAAAACAUCGAGUGAAGAGGAAGAUGUGCGGAGGGAUGACCCGUCCCUGUUGCUGGUGUUGAAAUGGGGUGGAGAGUUGACUCCUGCUGGCAGAGUUCAGGCUGAAGAACUCGGUCGGGCCUUUCGAUGCAUGUAUCCUGGAGGUCAAGGUGAUUAUGCUGGCUUUCCUGGCUGUGGCCUUCUCCGUCUGCACAGCACAUAUCGGCAUGACCUGAAGAUAUAUGCCUCCGAUGAAGGACGUGUUCAGAUGACUGCUGCGGCAUUUGCUAAAGGCCUGCUGGCAUUAGAGGGUGAGCUGACGCCUAUCCUGGUGCAAAUGGUCAAAAGUGCCAAUAUGAAUGGCCUGCUGGACAGUGACAGCGACUCCUUAAGCAGCUGCCAGCAGAAAGUCAAAGCACGACUUCAUGAGAUUCUGCAGAAGGACAGAGACUUCGCAGCGGAAGAUUAUGAGAAGCUGGCGCCCACCUCCAGCACUUCUCUGGUGAAGUCCAUGCAGAUGAUUAAAAACCCAGUGAAGACCUGUGAUAAAGUGUACUCCCUCAUUCAGAACCUAACGCUGCAGAUUCGUCAGAGAAUGGAAGAGCCCAAAUCAGCAGACAUCCAGUUGUAUCACAGUGAGACUCUUGAGCUGAUGCUGCGUCGAUGGUCGAAACUGGAGAAGGAUUUCAAGAUGAAGAACGGCCGGUACAACAUCAGCAAGAUUCCUGAUAUUUAUGACUGCAUCAAAUAUGAUGUUCAGCACAACAGCUCGCUAAAGCUCGACAACACCAUGGAAAUUUACAGAUUAUCCAAAGCACUGGCUGACAUUGUCAUCCCACAGGAAUAUGGUAUUUCUCAAGCUGAAAAACUGGACAUAGCCAAAGGUUACUGUACACCUCUUAUUCGCAAGAUCCGCUCUGAUCUACAGAGGACACAAGAUGACGACACCGUUAAUAAACUACACCCAGUAUAUUCCAGAGGAGUGAUGUCUCCAGAACGCCAUGUGCGGACCAGACUGUACUUCACCAGUGAAAGUCACGUACACUCACUGCUCUCUAUACUGCGUUAUGGAGCCCUCUGUGAUGAGGCGAAAGAUGACCAGUGGAAGAGAGCCAUGGACUACCUGAAAAUAGUCAGUGAGCUGAACUACAUGACACAGAUAGUCAUCAUGCUGUAUGAAGACCCAAACAAGGAUCCUUCGUCAGAGGAUCGUUUCCAUGUGGAGCUUCAUUUCAGUCCAGGAGCUAAAGGCUGUGAAGAAGACAAAAACCUGCCAUCUGGAUUUGGAUAUCGACCAGCAUCCAGAGAGAAUGAAGGCCCCAAGAAGAAAUCCAAUAAUGACAGCGAUGAGGAGGCAAGCGGUGCUAAACGUGACGAGCCCGAUCGAGCCCUUAUGAUGUUCCGGCCCAUGGUGUCAGAUCCCAUCUACAUCCACCGGAAGUCCCCUCUUCCCCGCUCCAAAAAGAUUGGCUCUGUGGAAGAAGAAAGCCCCCUGAGUGUGUCUAGCCCUGACUCUAUAGGUACCUGGAUUCAUUACACCUGUGGUGUUGGUACUGGGCGUCGAAGACGCAGAUCAGGGGACCAAAUAACUUCCUCCCCAGUCUCCCCCAAAUCACUGGCUUUCACAUCCAGUAUUUUUGGCUCAUGGCAACAGGUUUUGUCAGAGAACAACAGCCACGCCAGACCCAGCCGACUACAUGCGGAUCACAAGCUCACCACUGGAUUAGGGUCUCAUUGUGCUGGCUUGUUUAGCACCAUGGUGCUGGGCGGCUCCUCCAGUGCACCUAACCUACAAGAUUACGCUCACGCACACCGUAAAAAGCUGACCUCCUCUGGCUUCUUAGAUGAGGCCACGCGUGGUUCUGCUGUUAAAAGAUUUUCUAUCUCAUUUGCGCGACACCCAACCAAUGUGUUAUCCGGUUUGUUCAGUGGUUUUGAGUUGUACUCCAUGGUUCCUUCAAUCUGCCCCUUGGAGACCCUUCAUAAUUCCCUGUCUCUCAAACAAGUGGACGACUUUCUCUCCGCCAUAGCCAUAUCCCACGAUUCAAUACUGGACAUAUCUACAUCAUCUCCAGCUGUGCCCACAAAGAAGGCUCCAUUGAACACGUACACCCCAGCAAAAGUUCUGCCCUGUCCAUUCACCCAGUCACUCGGCAAGAGGACAUGCUCACCGGAGAAAAGUGCAAAAGAUAAAGAUGAAUCCCCUGCCAAUAAACCCAAAACGCUUUCAAAAGAUGUUCCAGAUGAUGGCAGAACCUCAGAGAUUGCGGAGAGCAAGCAGCUCAGACCCGCUCCACAGAUCUCCAUCAUACCACCUGAAUCUACAGAUAAAACCCAGCAGCAGUCCACUCUCUCAAGCGUCUCAUCCAGCGGCACACCCUCACAUGAAGCGUCAGUUCUAAAAAACCCUACAAACACCAUGUCAGGCUUUAACUCAUGACACUCAUCGGCAAACCAACACGCAGGUAAUACAAAAUAAAGUCAAAUCACAGGCUUAAUCAAGGCAUAGUUCACCCAAAGAGAAACUUACUCAUCAUCAAACCUUCAUGAAGUUCUUUCCAAAGAAGAUCUUUUAAAGAAUGUUGGAAACUAGCAAAUAUUGAUAUCCAUAUCUGAAACCAAAUAUACUAUUUAGGUCAGUAGCUACUAGUUUGCAACAUUUUCCGUUUUCGACAGACAAAACAAACUUUAAACAAGUGGAUGAUGAGUAAAUAAUGACAGAAAUGUCCCUUUCAGACAGGGCUGUCAAACUCAAGUUCCUGGGCCAAAGCCCUGCACAAUUUAGUUCCAACUCUGCUCCAACAUACUUACCUGUAGGUUUCAAACAUGCCUGAAGGGCUCAAUUAGUUUGAUCAGGUAUGUUUAAUUAGGAAUGGAACUAAACUGCUGACCUGCGGCCCUCCGGGAAUCAAGUUUGACACCUGUGCUUUAAGACAUGGUCAUUAAACAGACCACAAUGUCCAAAAUCAUGGACGGCUAACACGUAAAUGGGUAAACAUGUAAAUCCCAAUCAACUAAAACUAUAUCUUUAUAAUUUUGUGUAAACUGACGAGAUUAUCAUAGAGCAUGUUACAGUCCUGGCUUCUCUCAUAAAUAGCUGUACAUUUUGCAUCUAAAGGAAUAUCUCAUUAAAUGUAUGAUACCAAAAAAUAUCACACCGUUGUAAUUACAAUCAUAUCAAUGGCUUAUUUAGCUCCUCCAUUCCUCUGGAAUGGUUCAGAAGAAUGUGUCACAUUUAUCUUGUAUAUACGAAUGUUGAAAUGUUGAAUGCGGCACUUUCUGUGGCCUCAUCAAACAAGGCCUGAAGUGACAUUUCUUCUUUAGAAACAUAUUUUAAUACAUAUAUUUGAUUACAAUCAGAAUUUGCCUCCAUUGUAAUUGACAUCUGCCUUAUGUUAACAAUUACCUUUCCAUCAAAUGAAGUGAAGCAACUGUUGGAAUUUAACUUUGGUCGUUGGUAUAUCAAAACUUAAUUGGACAUUAGUAUGUAAGCAAUAGAGGGAUAUUUCUGUGGAAGCUGCUUUUCCAGUUCUCUGUCCUAAAAAUCAUUUGUGUUCGGACACAUCGAAAUGAUAAAAUGUUUGCUCAAAUUCUAAUCGGAAGUGAUCACUGACCUCUGAGGGCUCUUCAAAGGGAGCGGGGUGCUUGUGUGUUAUAAUGCAGCUGUUAGGAACACACUUGUUGAAGGGAGCAAUGAAAGGCAAAGUCAUUUCUUCAUUCUCUUUACCUGGAAUGUUACCAUCAACUGUAGAAAAUGAUUUUCUUACUGCUAUUAAUAUAAUUGUUGCAAAUAAAUGUACAUUUUAUGAUUAUUUUUUUCCAAAUA